AUGCAAAUUGCCAAAUUGAAAAAGGAACGUUGCCGUUCUUGCCGUUUUGAUCGUUGUCUUCUAGGUGGAAUGGACUUUAGAACUAUACAAAAAUUUCCGGAUGGAUUUAAUAUAGAGCAAAUGUCUGCAUUAUUAACGGAGAAAAAACGUCAACUUGAGGAAAAAUCUUCAAUAAUGCAAAAAGAAAUUGUAGUUAGAACAGAACGACCUGAAGUUGAAUUAUUGCAAAUUUUGUUAUACUCUGACAAUAAUCUCUUGUAUAUUCGUUACUCCGAGACAGACCUUUCUUCAUCAAUUUUUUAUGAUAAAAGUAUAUCUGAUAUUAUAAAUAAUAUUGGUGGAGGAGGUUUAACUUAUUCUAUCUUGUCAAGAUCUGAUCAAUUUUCGUAUCAGAGGAGAGUACCUAAAAGCCUGGCCUUUUACCAGGAACGAUUGAAGGAAUGUGACACACGGAUAAGUGAAGGCCCUGUAUCUCCAAAUUGGCUUUUCAUCGACUCAUUUUUAAUUAUUGAAAUGACAAAAACAUUGCCAGUAUUAAGUCAACUUUCAUUUGAAGACAAAGUAUAUUAA
Meloidogyne enterolobii is the source of this 570-nucleotide messenger RNA. NCBI's taxonomy places the organism in Eukaryota, Metazoa, Nematoda, Chromadorea, Rhabditida, Meloidogynidae. The record is from the annotation of a GenBank genome assembly.